AUGACCUCGGGUGACGUCACUACAAUGCGUUGCGUCCUCUUCUAUCUGCUUUCCCUCUCCUUGCACAGGAAUCUCGCGUUCGUUCUCGAUAAACAGAACCCAUACUCCCAGUUUCGCAAAUGGAACGCCGGCCUGAAUGGCACUCUCGAACUUGAAUUCAAAACCGAUCAGCCAAACGGUCUCCUUUUGUACACGGAUGACGGUGGCACUUAUGACUUUUUCGAACUGAAAUUGGUGAACGGUGCACUUAGGUUGAGGUAUAAUCUCGGUGGAGGGGCUCAAAUAAUAACGGUGGGGAGCAACCUGAAUGAUGGGCAUUGGCAUCAAGUUCAGGUUGCACGCCGGGACGAACACACGUCUUUAACAGUGGACGGCAUAACACAAAGUAAAACUUCACGCGGCAAGGAGUUCGUAUUCGGCAAGUUCAACACUAACUCCGACGUUUUCGUGGGAGGGAUUCCACCAUCGUGA
Messenger RNA from Parnassius apollo (apollo), 471 nucleotides. NCBI's taxonomy places the organism in Eukaryota, Metazoa, Arthropoda, Insecta, Lepidoptera, Papilionidae. The record is from the annotation of a GenBank genome assembly.